This is a messenger RNA of Tripterygium wilfordii, 1454 nucleotides long. RefSeq names its product B-box zinc finger protein 24-like. The transcript is spliced from 3 exons. Gene Ontology annotation, cellular component: nucleus. Lineage: Eukaryota; Viridiplantae; Streptophyta; Magnoliopsida; Celastrales; Celastraceae. Gene Ontology annotation, biological process: regulation of DNA-templated transcription; photomorphogenesis. Gene Ontology annotation, molecular function: zinc ion binding. Bases 484 to 1200 code for a protein of 238 amino acids. The record is from RefSeq and is a predicted model, not a curated record.
CAUUGCUGUAACGAUACCCUCUUUUGCUUCUGAUUUUUUCCCAUUGAUUCUCCACCAAUCGACAAUCACUCCACUUUCUGUGCCUUCCACAUGUUUUCCUGCUCACUUAGUACAAUCACUCUCUCUCUCCCCUUGUCAAUAUAUUUUCUCAGUUUCUACGAUUCGGUUUUUUUCUUCCUCCUUUUGUUGGCCAGCACAUGCUCAUGUGUUCAUACCAAAGAGAUUGUCGAACCCAUUAGAUGAAAACCUGUGAAGAACCAUUUGUUGUGUUGUUUUGGCACUGUUAGUGGCUCUUUCACAGCUUAUUUCCAUUUGGGUCUAUUCAAUAUUGAGCGAAUUAACCUCCACUCGUACCUCCGAUUCUGUGAAAAUCUCGCAUGUUGGUGUCUCAAGUGUAUCAAGAAGGUUGAAGGAGUAUAUAGAGAUAGAAGUGGGUAUCAGUUAAGAGGGCUCGGAGAUUGAGAAGCAGAAAAAGGAUUGAUAAUGAAGAUUCAGUGUGAUGUAUGUGAGAAAGCUCCAGCCACAGUGAUUUGUUGUGCAGAUGAGGCUGCUCUCUGCCAGAAAUGUGAUGUUGAAGUUCAUGCCGCAAACAAGUUAGCAAGUAAGCACCAGAGGCUUCUCCUUCAAUGCCUCUCCAACAAGCUCCCUCGAUGUGACAUAUGCCAAGAGAAGGCAGCUUUCAUUUUCUGUGUUGAAGAUAGAGCACUCUUCUGUAAGGACUGUGAUGAACCCAUACAUUCCGCUGGCAAGCUUUCUGCUAAUCACCAGCGGUUCCUGGCUACUGGUAUUCAGGUGGCUUUGAGCUCUAGCUUCACCAAGGGUACUGAAAAGAGCGGCUUAGACCCACCACCGAAUCAGAGUUCAAAGCAAACAUCUACAAAAACUCCCGUGCAGCCACAAUCCAGCUUCACUUCUCCAUGGGCUGUUGAGGACUUCCUACCGUUCUCAGAUUUUGAAUCUUCCAACAAGAAAGAGCAACUUGAGUUUGGGGAGUUUGAAUGGCUAGCAGACAUGAAUCUUUUUGGUGAGCAACUUCCUCAAGUAGCCUUAGCUGCAGCUGAAGUUCCUCAGCUUCGAAUGUCGCAAUCGAACAACGUCAGCUCUUACAGACCUCCUAAGUCUAGCCUGCCCCACAAGAGGCCCCGAAUUGAGAUCUUGAACGACGAUGAUGAUUUCUUUACUGUACCUGAUCUUGGCUAGACGCACACUUUAGGUCUGUAUUAGUUAUUGAUGUGAUAUAAGGUUAUUUUGGGUAUUUUACAUUGUAAAAAUUAUGGUUAGUUACCGCUAAACAGUGUGUCUGUUAAGUAGUUCAAUAUGCUUUUGCCACGUGUACUGGCUUAGCCUUGGCAGGUACAAAUACCAGAUGUAAUCGUUGAGUAAGGCAGCUAGGCUAAUAAUAAGAGUUUGGCGUGAGGAUUCUCUCACGAGAGGAGUUCUUCUUGUUUCUCUAA